AUGGGGAAUAUAUGCAAGCCAUAGAUUUAGCCAAUAAAAGAAAAUGAAGAUUUUAGUAAAAUAGCUUAAGUUGAAGAACAAAGAAAAUGGUAGAAUAACGAAAAAGAACAUAAUAAUGAUUAAAAAUAAGAAUUAAUAGAGGAUGAUAGAAAACAAUAUAUAAAUAAGUAGGAUGGAUAAAUAGUGAUUAAUGAAAAUAAAUAAGAAGUACUUUAUUAUAAAAUUUUUUUAGUAAAUACAAUGUGAAAACAAAAUGAUAAAAUAAGUAGAAGCUGUUUUUGAUUAGGAAGUAAUUUAAGAAAAUAUUUAAAAAUAAAAUAAAAGGAAAUCCCCUUUUGAUUAUUAACUAUUAUUUAAUGUAAUAGGUAAUAGUUUUAUAUUUGGUCAUUUGGAAGAUAAGUAAUAAAAUUGAAUAUUAUUAAGUUAACAAUUAUUUGAUAAAAUGUUUUAUUGUAUAGCUAGAGAUUAGGAGAUGAUAUUUAAAUAAGGAGAUAAAGGAAGCUUAUAUUUUAUUAUUGAAAGGGGUCAAUGUGAAAUUAUAAUAAAUGAUAAAGUAAAAAAGAUUUUAAGAUUCGGAGAAUCAUUUGGUGAAUUAGCAUUAUUAUACAAUGUUCCAAGAUCUGCUUCAGUGAAAGCAUUAGGAGGUACUAAAAUAUUAAUUUUAGAUUGUGCCUUUUGGGCUAUGGAUAAAAAUAUAUUCAGAAAAGGGAUAGAAUUAAUAUCUUUGAAGGAUUAUGAAGAAAAUAAGGAAUUUAUAUAGAAAGUUAAAUGUUUUUGUAAUAAAAUGUAAAUAAUAGUUUAGAGUCAUUUACAGAUGAUUAGAGAAAAGCAAUCACAUCAGUUUUGAUAAGACUAAAUUAUUAAGCAGGUAUGAAAAUUGUGGAUGAAGGAGAUUAAUCAGAUCCAUUUUUUAUUAUAAAGAAAGGAGAGGUUGAAAUUUAGAAAGGAAAAUAAUAAUUGAUAAUGAUGUAAUAAGGAGAUUGUUUAGAAGAAUAUUCAUUAUAAAAUAAUUCAGUAAGAGAUGUUAUAAUCAAAGCACAUGAUGAUGUUAUUCUAUUUGCAAUAUCAAGAUUUGAUUUAUAAACAAUAUUGGGAAAUAAAAUAUAAUCUAUUAUUUAAUAUGGUUAAUAAAGAUGGGCAUUUAAACGUCAUCCUAUUUUUAAAUGGCUUACUAAACUUUAAGAGGAAAACAUAUUAAGUAAGAUGGAAUUAAAAUAAUAUAAAUAACAAGAUGUGAUUAUAGAAAAAGGAUAAUAAUGUACUCAUUUGAUUGUUGUUCUAAAAGGAAAUAUAUAAUAUCAAUAAUUAUUAAUACAGAAAGGUUAAAUGUUUGGUGAUCAAUUUUUGGAAUAAUAAAAUUAAAUUUUAAGUGAUUCUUUGAUAAUGAAAUCAGAUGGUUUAAUAAGUUAAAUAUAAAUUAAACACUUUUUUUAAAUUAUUGGAGGUAGUUUAGAUUAAAUCCAAUUUUAAAUUUAAAAAGAACAUAAUAAAAAUAUCAAUAAAGGCUUAGAAGAAUUGAUAUCAAUCAAGAUUUUAGGUUAAGGAUUAUAUGGUAAUAUCUAUCUAGUUCAUAAUAAAUUUGAUAAGAAAAAUUAUGCUAUUAAAUGCAUAUCUAAAUUUAAAAUAAUUCAGGAACGAUAGGCAUUACGUUUAGCCUAGAAAAAAUAAAUAUUAUAGACUAUUAAUUUCCCACUAAUUAUUUAUUUCUUCAAUAGUUUUAAGGAUUAAUAUAACAUCUACUUUUUAGAGGAAUAUAUAAAAGGAAUGUAGAUAAAUGAUGUUAUUAAAGAAUUAGGGCAUUUAAAAACUUAUGAUUUUUAAUUUUACAUAGGAUCAUUAAUUUUAUGUAUGGAAUAUUUUCAUUUAAAUAAUAUUAUUUAUAGAAAUAUUUCACCAGAGCAUAUUAUCGUUGAUGAUUAAGUAAAUAAUACAUUUAUUUUAAGGGAUUUAUAAAGUUAAUUGGCUUAGGAAUUUGUAAAAAUCUUAAAAUUAAGGAAGCUAUAACAUUUACAAUUACAGGAAUUCCACAUUAUAUGGCUCCAGAAAUAUUGGCUGGAGAAGGAUAUACAUAUUCAGUUGAUUUAUGGUCUAUAGGAAUCAUUAUGUAUGAAUUUAUAUGUGGUAAAUUACCCUUUGGAGAAAAUCAAAAUGAUCCGUAAAGAUUAAUUUAAAUCAUUUAGAUAUGCUAUAUAUCUAGAAAUCUAAGCUUAGCCCUUAAAUUUCCCUUUUAAUCUCAUAGACCAAUAUUCUAAAGAAUUAAUUGAAUAACUCUUAAGCAAAAUUCCUGAGUAAAGAUUAGGAUAAUCAUAUGAAAAACUAAAGAACAACUAAUUUUUUAAAAAUUUUAAUUUUGAUUUAUUAAUGAAUCGAGAUUUAAAACCUCCUUUCAUUCCACCUAAAAAUAAAUUAAUUAGUGAUAAAGAUUUUUAAAAAGCCAUAGAUGCUGGAUAACUCUUUACUGAAGUAAUCAAAGUAUUAAAUAAUUAUUAAUCUGUAGAAUGAUCCUAAAACUAUUAAAAAGAUACCUGAUUCAAUUUAUGGUUCUAAUUGGGAUUAAGACUUAUGA
Messenger RNA from Paramecium sonneborni, 2566 nucleotides. Lineage: Eukaryota; Ciliophora; Oligohymenophorea; Peniculida; Parameciidae. The record is from the annotation of a GenBank genome assembly.